GUUUCACAACAAACGAACAAGCACUAAGGUUCCUGCAUGCCCAUAGCUACAGCUAUUAGUUAGUAAUUCUAUCGCUAAGCUUUAGUCUGUCGGCACUAGCGAUCCGUCCUACUUGCGCGCAAUUCUCGCGUCAGUUCGUACGCUUAGGCAUCUUCAAAGUGCUUGGUAAAUAUAAAUCCGGAGGACUAACGCAAUCUUGGUUGGAAAUUUCUCCAUUAGCCUAUAUGGUAUAUUCUCCUGUUUUAACCCUAGGACGCGCAUUUUACUAGAUGGCGAAAUCAGCGGUUCCAUGGUGGAUGGGUGAUUCUAGUCGCCAUAUAACCGAACAACCAGAGGGCACUAUCGUUUGGGCUAAGAAACGCUCUCAAUGGCAUGCGGCGAUCGUUGCAUCACCUCUCAACUGCUCCACACCCACUCCUGAUGCUCCUGGUGCUCUGAAAAUCGCUCCUGGUGGCCCGAACAACGCUCCUGGUGCUUUGAGCAUCGCCCCUGGUGCCCUGAAUAACGCUCCUGGUGCUCUGAACAUCGCCCCUGGUGCCCCGAGCAACGCUCCUGAUGCUCUCACCACCACUCCUGGCGCGCCCCUUGUUACUCCUCCUACCACCUCCUGCAUCAGCCCUCCUUCUACCCAUCCUCACCCACUUUCCCCUUCUCCUCCCCCCCCACCUCAUGCCACUCCUCCGCUUCCGCCUGGCCUCUCUCCGAAUGUUCCGCCCCCUGGCUCCGUUACUGCUGCUGCUGCAACUCCCCUCCCCCCUUCGCCUGAACCUGCUGCUGCCACAGCACCAGUAUCCGCUCAAGCGCAUGGCGCAGCACCAGUAUCGGCUCAAGCGUAUGACACAUCACCAGUAUCGGCUCAAGCGUAUGACACAGCACCAGUAUCGGCUCAAGCGUAUGACACAGCACCAGUAUAUGGCACCCGUCCACAUCUCCCCCCGUCCGCUUAUGUCUGUGUAUUCCUUCCCCGCGACGCCACCUUUGUCUGGUGCCCCCCAGACUCCCUUCUCCCCGUGUGGGUUAAGCCCGACCCACUAGGCCCCUCUGCAAGACCCGUUCUUAGGGAGUUAGUCUCCAUAUGUGAGGGAACGGGACGGGAGCAGAUUCUAAGUCUUAUGAGGAGGGUUGGGCUACUCACAGUGGCGACUGAAACACUCGAUCUGAGCGACCAGGUCCCAUUGGAGGCCGUGGCGCUGCCGGCUCGCUCUGUGGUUUUCUGGUCUCGCUUCGCUGAAAGGGGUGCCAGUGCCGAGUCGUUUGAGGAGCAGGGCGCGCUGCUCAGUGACCUCUGCCAGAUCAUCCUACCACAGCUGCUGCAUCCUGAUUGGCUCUCAUCUCGCUACGCCAGCUGGACCACCGAAUGCAUCACUGCCAGCUCAGCACCGGCAGUGCAUGCACGCAUCCAGGAGCUUUCCUCUGCCAUACUCUGGGAGCAUGUGUCUGUUCUCUGGAGGGUCUCCCUGCCGCCCCACCCGGCAGCAGCGUGGGCGGCCUUCAAGCGUCCACUGCUCGCCGCCGUGGCAGCGUGUGUGGUCAAGGGCACGCCUGGCAGGCACGGCGAUAGAAUCUGGUUCAAAAAUGGAGGCAUUUUCGGGUUCCUUCCUUUUGCUGUGGUUGGUGGUGGUGGUGAUGUUGGUAUCACUGCUGCUGAUGCCACAUCUCCUGUGAUUGAGGGUGGUGAUCCUGCUGGUAUAGAUGCUGCUGCUGCUAAUACUUGCCAUGCUGAUAUGGGAGGAGCAGGAGUAGGAGCAACAGCAGGAGCGGCAGCAGGAGUAGCAGCAAGAGUAGAAGCAGCAGACGGGUUACCAUCAGCCGGUUUGCCAGAUGGGGUAGUUGGCAGUGGGGUGGUUAAGUGUUUUGGUUUGCUAAGUAGCGGCAGGAAAUGCCCGCGGAAAGCUAGGCCCGGGGAGUGGUUCUGCAGUGCUCACGCUGGGGAAGGAGAAGGAGAAGUGGGAAGAGGAGAAGUUGGGCAGGGAGUGCAAGGGGCAGCAAGGGUGGGGAAAGGAGGGGAGACAGGAGGAGCAGAUGGAGGGGAGGGAGGAGAGGCAGUAGUCUUGAGAGAUGGAGAGGUGGAUUUGGGCGAGUUGGAAGUUUCUGAAGAUCUCUUGUUAAGAGUGGCUGGUGCUCGUAGUGGCAGGCGUGCCAGUAGGAGGGAACAGGGUGUGGAGCAAAGUGUUGAACCAGAGGAUGAAAGUGUGAAACAAGAGGAGAGAUUGGAAGAGAAGGAGGAAUCAGUGAAAGAGCAGCAGGCGGAUGAUGGUGAGGAGGACGACGAGGAGGAGGAGGAGGGAGACAGCAUGUGGAGCAUUGGGGGAGAUGAGCAGGGAAGUCAGGGAAGUCAGGGAAAGUCAGGACGGCAUGGUAUGCGGAGGCACCGCGGAACGCAGGAUGGGGAUGCAGGGGAGGAGGGUGAAAUGUGGAGCUUCAGAGAAUGCAAGAAGAGAAGCAGGGAGGGAAGGUGGGCCAGCAAGCGAGCAGGAGGAGGAGGGGGAGGAGGAGGAGGAGGAGGAGGGGGAGGAGGAGGAGGGGGAGGAGGAGGAGGAGCAGGAAAGGAAAGGACCGGAGGAGGAGCAGUAGGAGGAGCAGGAGCAGCUUUUGAAUACAAGAGGAGCUACUUUCAGCAGAGGAGAGGCAGGGAGAUCUUGCUGUGCUGUGGCGUGACGAAGAGAGGCGGGCCGUGUCAAGUGCCCGUGCUGCCUCCCAAUACGCUCUGUCAGUUCCACAAGCGCCAGCAUGCACGAGAACGCGUGCUGCAGCCAGAGCAACAGCACAAGCAGCAGCAGCAGCAGCAGCGCCUGCAGCAGAAGCAGCCGCAGCACCUGCAGCAAAAGUGGCAGCAGCAGGGAGAGCUAGUGCUGUGCGGUGCGGUGACGAAGAGAGGUGAUCCGUGUCAGGUGCCCGUGCUGCCUCCCAAUACGCUCUGUCAGUUCCAUAGGCGCCGCCAAGUGCACAGGCAGCAGCAGCAGCAGCAAGGAGACGCUAGGCAGCAGCAGCAGCAGCAGCAGCAGCAAGGAGACGCUAGGCAGCAGCAGCAGCAGCGGUGGCAGCAAGGGAAACCGGCAGAGGGUAUAUACUAUGGGGAUGUGGAUGCUGAGUAUUACAAUGACGAGGAGAACGGUGAGGAGAACGAUGAGGAUGGUUUUCACAAGGAUGGCUCUGCGCCUCGCAAGGAGAAGAAUCCUGAUGGCAAUGGCAAUGCGGAGAAUCAGUUCAUCGAUGGCAAUGGUGAUGGUGAUGGUGAUGGUGACAUAGCCCACGGUGUGUGUGAUGGCACUGACGGCAAAGCUACGGAGUUGGAGUGCCAGGUCAGACGGCUCUUUCAGGCUUUUGUUGAGAGAGACGUGGGGGUGUGGGGGGCCCUGGCGGGCGGAGGGGCAGCACUGGGUGAUAUCAUGAGGGAGGGCGGAUUGCGAACGAGUGGAGCGGGGGAGGGUGGUGUGGGGGAGGGGGAUGCGAGGGAGGGUGGUUUUGUACCUGGCUACAGACCUGCUCUCUUGUGUCUGUCUGAGAGGAUAGAUAGGCUGGUGGCUCAAGCUGGUGCUGCAGGCACUGCUGCUGGUGCUGCCAAUGCUGGUGCUGAUGCUGGUGCUGCUGGUGCUGCUGCUACAAGUUGUGGUACUUCCAACGCAGCAGCUGGUGCUAGUCCUUCAUUUGCUGCCAAUCCUCUAACCACUGCCAAUCUAACCACUGCUAAUCUAACCACUGCUAAUCUAACUACUGCUAAUGUAACCACUGCUGCUGGCCAUUUGACCUCAGCUAUCCUGUCUGAUACUGCUGAACCUUUGAUUGCCACUAGUCAGAGCAUUGCCGCUGCUGUUUCUUCAGCUACUGCUGCUGCUUCUGCCGCUGCUAAUGCUUCUGCUGUUGCUAGCCCUCUGAUGAACCCGGGCCUACUGAAGCUGCUGCAGCUUGUGUCUGCUCGGCUGGACGCUCUUCAGCCAAUGGUGGAGCGCCAGCGAGGCAAAAUGGACGGUGGGGAUUGGUGGAGAGAGGACUGGGAGAGAUGGAGGGAGAAGGUGCUGAGGGAAGGGAGCAGGGAGGGAGGUGUGGAGGAGGAGGAGUAUAACCAUAAUGAUGGUUAUGGUGAUGAUGGUGAUGAUAAUGAUGAUGAUAAUGAUGAUGAUAAUGAUGAUGAUAAUGAUGAUGAUAAUGAUGAUGAUAAUGUUGAUGGUGGUGAUGGUGAGGAGUGGCAAGAGGAAGAGAAUGAGUGGCAGGAAGAUGAGAAUGCGGACACCUCGAGGACACGGAUUCGUGUUUCAGAAGGUCGGAGAAACGUUGGGCGAGAGUCUCUUGAAAGGGCUCAUACAAGGGGGAAGAGGAGAAGGGCGGAUGUAUGGGGAAUGGAGGAUGAGGUGGAUGAGGAAGGGGAGGGUGAGGGAGGGGGGGUUGAGGGCGUCGGUGUGAGGGAAAGGAGGGGAAAAAGGAGAAGAAUUACAGAUUGUGCUAGAGCAGUUGGGUCAGCAGCAGUGGUUGCAACAGCGCAAGCAGCAGCUGCAGCAGCUGGAGCAGCAGGAGCAGCAGCAGCAGCCCUGUCUAGAGCUGCAGCUGCUAGGACCAGUGGUGUUAUAACUGGAUGUGCGAGAACCAGGGGUGAUAGAGGUGCUACGGCUGCUGCAGUUGCUACUGCUGCUAUGGCUGCUACAGGCGAGGCUGAUGUUAUCGUGUACCAGAGAAAGAAGCUUCGGCUGACUCAGAGGGAGCACGGGCAGAGAGAGCCGCUGGUGGUGUGUGCCGAUCUGAGUGGGGGCAGAGAGCACGUGCCGAUACCAUGCGUGGUGGAUGGGGCAGUGAUGGAUGAGUUACGGAGAGGGCAGAGGAGGGUUGUAGGGGAGGGAAGUGAUGGGGUGAGGGAGAAAGGGAGGGGAGGUCGUGAUGAUGACGUGGAAAAGGGAAAGGAUGACAUGGAGAGGGAAGGGGAGGCUGAGGUGGAGUGGGAGCGGUGGAGGGAGUUUGAGUACGUCACGCAGCGGUGCUUUGACCCUGAGCUCGGGCUCGAUCUCACUAGCUGGCAGCUGGGCUGUCACUGCCAGGGGUCCACCUGCGACCCCACUACAUGCGAGCAUGUGCACCACUUCACGCAAGACACGGAGGGAAAUGGCUGUGACGUGGAUGGGGAAUCCAUGGCUGGCCGCUUUGCCUACGACAGCAGCGGCAGAAUUGUGCUGGAGAGGGGGCUUCUGGUGUACGAGUGCAAUUCUCACUGUGUGUGCGACGCCGCCAAGUGUCCCAACCGUGUGUUGCAGCGGGGCGUUCGGCAGCGCCUCGAGCUCUUCCUCACCCCGCACAAGGGGUGGGCAGUGCGAGCAUCAGAGCCGUUAAAGCAGGGAGCCUUUGUGUGCGAGUACAUAGGAGAGGUGGUGGACUCCAGGGAGGCCAGCAGGCGCUCUGAGAAGUACCCUGAGAUCGGCUCGUAUCUGUAUGACAUAGACGCACACAUGGAUGCGCCCCGUGCAGCUGUGCCUCUCAGUUCCGGCACUGUGACCAGGCGAAGUUUCGGUGACGCUUCUGUCGCUACAAGGCAAAGUUUCAGUGAAGGUAGCGGUGUGGCAAGGCAGCAUGGAGCUUCUAGCUCCCAUGGCAUGACUGCUCGUAGCGUGACUGUGCGUGGCAUGACUAUGCGUGGCUCGAGGGGGGGACUAUCAAGCGAGAGGAGGCUUGGGUCAAGGAACUCUGAACGGAUAAGGGAAGCACAGCAGCAGGGUGAGCUGACUGGUGGGUCUGCUAGGCUGAGGAGAAGAGGGCAGCCGGAAUGGGCGGGGGAAGAGGAGGUGAAGGAGGGGGAGGAGGAGGAGGAAGGGGCUGAGGUUAACCUGGAGGAUAGGCAGCAGCAGCAGCAGCAGCAGCUGCAGCAGCAGCACUUUGUGAUUGAUGCCACUCGGCAAGGGAACAUUGCGAGAUUCAUCAACCACAGCUGCGACCCCAACCUCGUGACCUACUCGGUUCUUGUGGAGAGCAUGGACUGCCAGCUGGCGCACAUUGGCCUGUUUGCUGCUCGAGAUAUAGCAGCAGGAGAGGAGUUGUCGUAUGACUACCAUUACAGCCUCGUUGAUGGCCCUGGUUGCCCGUGCCAUUGUGGAGCCAAGAAGUGUCGUGGGCGGCUCUACUAACGUUUUCUACCAAGCCAUUUGAUCUCUACUACCGUAAUCCCCAUACUGACAACUGUAUCGUCGUGGCUAAUGCAGCAUCUUUAAUCGCUCGUAAAACAAAUUAUUCCGUUUGUAAGGAUCAUUCUACAUAUUGUACCACUCCUAGGAAGGGCUUUCCAUAGAGUAGGAAAGGUUAAGAUAGAGAGUGAGGCUUAUAGAUAUUUCUUGGAAGUUUUCUAAAUUCU
Closterium sp. NIES-67 is the source of this 6328-nucleotide messenger RNA. Lineage: Eukaryota; Viridiplantae; Streptophyta; Zygnematophyceae; Desmidiales; Closteriaceae. The record is from the annotation of a GenBank genome assembly.